Molecule: messenger RNA, 2129 nt
Organism: Epinephelus moara (kelp grouper)
Lineage: Eukaryota; Metazoa; Chordata; Actinopteri; Perciformes; Serranidae
Exons: 2
Source: RefSeq, a predicted model, not a curated record
CUCCACUGCUCCUCCUCAGACGAUCAGAACACAUCAGCUGAAGAGAACCCACUCUCACUUCACACUCACAGACCAUGGAAAUUGCUAAGGCCACUCAGGGUCUCACCACUGCAGCAGAUAUGCGAGAGACCACCAAGAUGCUGAUGCAGCCUAAUGCAAACUGGGAAGAGUACCUGACUCCUGCCCCCCUCUCCAUCGCCAUCAUGGGGGAGCUCGUCUUCAUCUCCUCAUCUGAUGACUUCUCCAUCAACAAGAACCCCCCAGAGAAGGGCUACAAAUACAUACAAUACCCAGACUCGUUCAGGGCCUGCCUCAUGCAAAUCUGUAACUCAGGCUGGCAUGCAUUCAAUGAGGCCCACAAGAAUAUGGAUCAGAUCCGCCUUCACACAGCCACAGUUCCUGAUUACAUGAAGGCAGCAGUCAAGCUCCUUUUCAAUGCACCUGAUGAAGUUAUUGGCAAGCUCCUGCCAAAUCAGCUGGAAAACAUUCGCACCAUUGCAGAUGAAUGUGUGACACUGUCAGGCAGUGUUGAAAAGAAGUACACAGAUGUCAUCAACUUAAUCCAGGAACUACUGGCGGCCUGUGUCAAUGCUGAACGCUUUCAUGGAGAAGAGCUGGAGAAGGUGAAGAUGAAGAUUAAGGAAAAUGAAAUACGGGAGAAGACUGCCACUGAGCUUAAAGAACAGUCCAAGAAAGCAAUGGAGGCCAUGGAAAAGGAAAUAAAUGAAGCACAAGAUAGCUACAAGAAAGCAAUGGACUCUCUUCCCUCCGGAUGGGAAAUGAUUGGAAUGGAUGUGGUUGAAGGACUUUCAAAGGCAGUGACAGGAAUUGUUAAUGGAGUCGCUAACAUGGCAAGUACUCCAGUAAAAACAAUCAGCGAUUCAGUAGAAACAAUCUCAGACUCAUUCCAUCAAAGCAAAUCGCAAAAUGAAAACGUAGAUGUGCUCUCAGUCGGCUGUAAGUCUGCAGAGAUUCUUUCCAUUGUAGGAACUCUUACACAGUAUUUGAAGGAAGGGAAAAUAGCCUGGCAGGACCUGUAUGAUCAGAAAGCACAAUCCACAAAGACAAACUGGUCUGAAGCUCAAUUCAAAAGAAUCUCCGAGGCCUUAAUGCAGAUGAAAGGGAGCAAACUUCAGGAGGAUGCUCUGAAACUUUGUGAGCUGGGUAUUAACAUCUGUGAAGAACUGGCCACAUAUAAACCUGGUGAAAAUUGGGAUGACAAGAAAGAAGCAGAGCUCAUCAAGAAACUGAAGAAACUGGAUGACCAAUCCCUCAUCUUUGACACCAAAAGCAAAAAAGUAUUGGGCUCUCCAGCUUUUUCUCCUACAUCACCAAUGAUGAGCAAAGCACAGAGCAGCACAGGAGAUCAGUCUGCCAGUCAGAGAGCAGCAGAUAACGCUCGUUUCAAAAUUGAGCAGAGCCGAGAACAACUCAAGGAAACACGGGAGGCCUAUGAGAAGUCUGUGGAGAGAAUGGAGCGGAAUCAGAAGGAGCUGACUGAGAUCUUGGUUGAAAUGCAGAGCUGUAAGAUCAAGGAGAUUGACUUUGAAACCACCAUCAAGAUGCUGGUCAAGGGUCUCGAUGCCAUGGGCAGAGUCAAAGAGCAGUGGGAGAAGAUGGUGCGCUUCUUCCAGAUGAUCUCUAACAUAAUCAAAUGCAGCCUCAGCAAGACACUGAAAGAUUUUGUUUCAACAGCUGAUGAUACAAAGAAACUCAGUUACAACAAUAAACUAUUUGUCAAAGACAUGCUGUACAACCAGGCGUUCCAAGCCUCCAAUGUUGCCAGUCUGGUCCACAUGAUCUCAGGGACCUACACUGAAGUGUCCAGCAAGUACCUGAUGGACAGAGUGAGCAGCCUGGGCAAGCUCAUGGCCAUGGAUAAGGAGAAGCCAGAAUUCCUUCAAGAGCGUUUGGAGCUGCAACAGUCCUGCACAGCAGCUCAGGAGGGCAUCCUUAUGCUGGUCCUCAAGAACAAGAAGGAGUUUGAGAAGAAGACAAAUGACAGGAUGGCAAAAAUAGAGAAUGGUCUGAAAGCAAUUCUGCCAGCUGCCCCACCCCAGGAGACUGAGAGGAUCAAAGAAAUAGUUCAAGCUGGGUUUGGUGGAGGAGAAGAGGAUUACUACUANGGU